Molecule: messenger RNA, 1341 nt
Organism: Haplochromis burtoni (Burton's mouthbrooder)
Lineage: Eukaryota; Metazoa; Chordata; Actinopteri; Cichliformes; Cichlidae
Product: U8 snoRNA-decapping enzyme
Exons: 5
Coding region: 111-770 (219 amino acids)
Biological process (GO): sno(s)RNA catabolic process; mRNA catabolic process
Cellular component (GO): nucleus
Molecular function (GO): phosphodiesterase decapping endonuclease activity; snoRNA binding
Source: RefSeq, a predicted model, not a curated record
CCACAUGCUUCGCUUAGCCAAUCAACGGCCAGAACGUCAUCGGAAAAGCCAGAAGUUUUGAAAAGGCACUGCUGACUGAAGAAUGAGACAGCACUUAAUGUAGAACAGAGAUGGCGAGUGGACAGCUGUCGAGGGCGGAGGCAUUGGCAUGCUCAGGCUGCAGGCAUGCGUGCCAUGUGAUGCUCUACGCUGACACGAAAGCUCAGCUGUUUGGAAGAAUUCCCAUCAAACAUAUCAUACUGAUGCAGAUGCGCUUUGACGGUCUGCUGGGUUUCCCUGGCGGGCUCGUUAACCCUUCGGAGGAGACCCUUGAGUCGGGGCUUAGCAGGGAAUUGUCAGAAGAGCUGGGCCUGGCUUUGCCAAUCUCUGUUGAAGAUCAUGUGGAUUCUUGCUAUGCACCUCCUUCCUCCCCCUCCUCCUCUUCACGUCUUAUCACUCACUUUUACGUGAAGAAGAUGGAUGAAGAGCAGAUUAGGGAGGUGGAGAGGGCAGCUGCAUCCACUGCAGCAGAUCACGGUUUGGAGGUCCUGGGAAUGGUCAGAGUCCCUCUCUACACCAUGAAAGGAGGAGGAGGGCUCGCAUCCUUCCUGUCACACUCUUUCAUCGGCAACGCUCGCUCCCAGCUGGUCCACUCGAUGCUGAGACUCAACCUGGUCGCCCCCGGGGAGUUGCACAAAGCCCUGACGCACUCUCUAAAGACUCAUGCACACACGAAACAGGACCUGCAAGCAGCCCUGGCACUGACCCAGGGAUUGAGGAAACAGUUUUAAAAAAAUGCAGCUGCAUUGCUACAUCCUCUCAAAAUGUAAAUACAGAUCCAUCAGGACUGUUAUAGACAAAAGAUGAUUUCAAAUCCACUGUAACUUAUACUCUGGAAACUCCCCGCCAUACAUGAGUGUGGAAAGCCAAAGGUGGGAGGCCAGCAGCAAGAACAGAGCAGGCAUUAAGGACAACGGAUAUGACACUAAUUGAGUCAGACAUGGCAUUAAAAUAAGAGAGGCAGGAGUGGAGGUGGGUUCCAAAGCGGCUUGUAGAUGCACAGUAACCGUGGGCAGACUGAACCGGCUUAAAUAGCGUGCCCUAUUUGACAUUUGUCAAUUAACUGUGUAGAAGGGUCUCAGCUGAGCUUGAUUUCCGUGGCCCGCCUGAACUAACCCUAUGCUCGGUUUUGACCCUCCGCAGCACAAUCUCACACAUAAACCUCCGCACUCACACUCAUGCUGUCACGCUGACUCUGAGCUGGUGACUCAUAAUUGCAUACUGUGCACCAAACAGUUUGGGGCAAAACAUUAUCAGCUCCCUUACAAUUAAUGGAAAUAAAGCUGUUCACACUGCCCAUCA